Molecule: messenger RNA, 1286 nt
Organism: Balearica regulorum gibbericeps (East African grey crowned-crane)
Lineage: Eukaryota; Metazoa; Chordata; Aves; Gruiformes; Gruidae
Source: RefSeq, a predicted model, not a curated record
AGAGGGGUCCCACGGAGCCGCUGCCUCCCCGGGGCUCCCCCCGGCUGGGUCCCGUGCUCUGGGACAGCCCGGGUCUCAACCCCUUCGGUGCCAGCUCAGCGCUGCAGAACUCUCCGACUCUCCCCAAGGGCUCUUACCAGUUUGACCCCGAUAACUUUGACUCCGUGGAUCCCUUUAAGCCCACCAAGACCCUCGCCAGCUCCGCUGCCGACUCCUGCCCCACUGCCGAUAACAGCCUCAAUGAAAUCCUCGAGUCUCAGACGCUGGAGGUGCAGGAUGAUCUCGUGCAAGGCAGAGACUCCCCGAAGAAGCCCAAAUCGCGCCUGAUAACGAGCGGCUGCAAGGUGAAGCAAUACGAGACGCAGUCCCUGGUCCUGGAUGUUUGCGCUCAGGAUGAAGAAGCGUUGAUCUCAGAAAUCCCAGAUAUUGCAAAUCGGGAUGGACAUGCCACUGAUGAGGAGAAGCUGGCCUCCACCACCUCCACAUUGAAACCAGCUGGGCUGGAGAAGAAGGGUGAGCUAGAAGAUGACCUGGAGUACUUCGAGUGCUCGAACGUUCCCGUGCCGGCGGCGAAGCACGGCAUGGAGGCAGGCUUCGAAAAGGAGAUCUCCAAGCAGAUGGAAAAGGAUGGGCCUGGCAUCUUCCCCGGCAAUCCCGGGCUGUGCUCCAUGGACAAGUCCCCCGCGGCCAUCACCAGCAGGAGCGAGAGUCCCCUGGACGGCAUCUGCCUCAGUGAAUCCGAGAAGACGGCUGUGCUCACGCUCAUCAGAGAGGAGAUAAUCACAAAGGAGAUCGAAGCAAACGAGUGGAAGAAGAAAUAUGAAGAGAGCCACCAGGAAGUCAUAGAGAUGAGGAAAAUCGUGGCUGAGUAUGAGAAGACCAUUGCCCAGAUGAUAGAGGAUGAGCAGAGGACAAACAUGACGUCUCAGAAGAACCUGCAGCAGCUCACGAUGGAAAAGGACCAGGCUCUGGCAGACCUCAACUCGGUGGAGAGGUCCCUGUCAGAUCUCUUCCGGAGAUAUGAAAACCUGAAGGGUGUCCUAGAAGGCUUUAAGAAGAAUGAAGAAGCUCUGAAGAAGUGUGCUCAAGAUUAUUUAACCCGGGUCAAGCAAGAAGAGCAGCGGUAUCAGGCCCUGAAAGUCCAUGCAGAAGAAAAAUUAGACAAAGCCAACGAGGAGAUCGCCCAGGUGCGCACAAAGGCCAAAGCGGAGAGCGCGGCAUUGCACGCCGGGCUGCGCAAGGAGCAGAUGAAGGUGGAGUCCCUGGAGAGAGCCCUCCAGCAGAAG